AUGAAGGAUAGGGCUGCCAUUGAGGGAUCUCAAUGGAACUGGUCUGCCAGGAACCUCGUGAGGUUUGAUAAAAGCAAAUGCGAAGUCCUUCAUCUGGGACAAAACAACCCCACGUACCUGCUGGACAGCAAGUUGAACCUGAGUCAGCAGCAUGCCCUGGAGGGAAUCAUUAGCAGAGUUACAGAAUCUGUGAAAAACAUUGUACCAGGAUGGUUACAGAAGUAUUUCAAUAAAAGUGAAGAUGAAUGUGUAGAUACAAAUGAAUCUACAAACCAGGAAGAGAAUCCAGUAAACUAUCACCAUGAUUAUGCAAAUGAAGAUACCAUAGUGAUUGAUGGGAGAGUCACGCCUGAAUCAGCAAGAAUUAAUUUAGAAGAACCAUCUACGAGUAGACCUGCAUUGAACUUCUCAGAUGUGUUAACAAGGCCCUCUCUUCAUCGGAGCCAUUUGAACUGUACCAUGUUGGAUUCCGCAGUACCACAUUGUCAGCCCUCUACAUCUUCUUCACUUGGCAUUGGCAGUCCUGGACUGUCUCUUGUAAAAGAAAUAAAAGAUUCUACCUCUCAGCAUGAUGACGAUAACAUCUCAACAACCAGUGGCUUCUCCUCUAGAGCAUCUGAUAAAGAUAUCACAGUUUCAAAAAAUACUUCGGCACCGCUGCUCUGGUCCACAGAGGCUGAAAGAUCUCAUUCCCUCUCACAGCAUCCUGCAGCUAGCUCCAAAAAACCUGCAUUCAAUUUAUCUGCUUUUGGAUCUCCCUCUCCUUCACUUGGAAACACUUCUGUCUUUAAGACAAGCCAGCUUGGGGAUUCUCCAUUUUACCCUGGAAAGACCACCUACGGUGGUGCGGCUGCAGCAGCAAGGGAGACAAAAGCGCGAAUUGCUCCUUAUCAGCCCCCAGUAAGAAGACAAAUGAAAGCUAAACAAGCAAGUGUGCAAUCCUAUGGUGUGACAAGUUCCACAGCGCGGCGCAUCUUGCAGUCCUUGGAGAAGAUGUCAAGUCCGUUGGCGGAUGCUAAAAGGAUUCCGUCUUCUGUUUCUAGUCCGCUGUCUUCUCCUGUGGACAGGAGUGUGCUGAAUAUUACUGGCUUCCAAUCCAAACGAAAACAGAUGGAAUCACAGCAUCCACCUGUCCAGAAACUGGUGACGCCAAAGGCAAUCUCUCUGCCAGUGAGUCGGACCCAGUAUUUUAAACCAUCUCUGACUCCAGCUACUGAUUCCAGCAAAAUUCAACAGAGGGUAGAUAUAAAGCACAAAGGCAUGAGAGAGAAGAGUUUUCCAGCAGAACAGCGAGUAAAACCAUCUGAAAGCAAUUUGACCUAUCCUAAAUUCGGUACUCCUGCAUCCAAUGACUAUGUAUCAAAACCUGGACAAGAACAACAGGUGGAAGAACCAGUACUACCGAAAGUACCCCUACCCAUCAGUACUGCAUCGCUGCCUUCGUUCAACUUCAGUUUUCUUGCCAGUAGUACUGCCUCAUCAUCACCAAGCACUGUUUCAACAGCAGUGAUGAACAAGGUACAACCAGCAAGUAAUGUUGGCAGUCCGGUGUUCAGAUUUUCAUCUCCAAUUGUGAAAUCUACUGAGGCAGAAGUGCUGCCUCCGUUGUCUAUUGGGUUUACAUUUAGUGUUCCUGUUGUAAAAUCAGCAGAGCUUUCUGGAUCCAGUGAUACACCAGUGACGUCCUUACUUACUCUAGAUACUGCCACUGUAAACAGCACCAGCAAUAAGAAGGAAGAAAAAGAAGAAUAUGUUGGUCCCUCCAAACCUGCAAAGGUCUUAAAGGAAGGAAGUGUGUUAGACAUUCUAAAAAGCCCUGGCUUUACGUCUGUGAAAACACACUCCUCUACAUCUGCACAGCCUGUUACAAGCACAGUGGUCUAUACAAGGCCUGCAAUAAGUAGUUUUUCUGCAGGCAAAGACACCCCUAAGCAAUCAUCUUCAUUUUGGCAGUCUGACACACAUGACCUGUGUCUGCAAAACAAAACCACAGAUAGCAAAUGUGUAACAUGUCAAGCUGCUAACGUGUCUACAGUUGAGAGUACGAAACAGACGAUAAGCUCAAGCCAGUGUGUCACCUCUAAGGCAGCGGUCCCUGCAGCCGGGACGUUGGGCUUUGAAGACAAAUUUAAAACAGCACCCAACACGUGGGACUGUGAUACCUGUCUGGUCCAGAACAAACCCGAAGCUACAAAAUGUAUAGCCUGUGAGACACCAAAGCCUGGGACAGGAGUAACGCCUGCUCUGACAUUGCCAGUGGUCACAGACAACUCGGUGACAGUGACAUCCUCCUCCAGCAGCACUGACACAACAGUCACUCUGGGGUUUGGAGACAAAUUUAAGAAGCCAAAAGGCUCUUGGGACUGUGCGGUGUGCCUUGUAUUAAAUAAGGCAGAAGACAGCAAAUGUGUAGCUUGUCAGUCUGAGAAACCAGGGAGUUCAGUGCCUGUGACCAGUAGCAGUGUUUCUGCAUUUUCUGCUUCUUCAGGAGGAUUUCUGGAUUUAGACAAAUUCAAGAAGCCCGAAGGAAGCUGGGAUUGUGAGGUCUGCUUGGUCCAAAACAAAGCAGAAGCCACAAAAUGUGUAUCCUGUGAAAGUGCAAAGCCAGGCACCAAAGCAGAACUCAAAGGUUUUGGUACUCCUACUGUGUCCACAAAUGCUGCAAUGCCAUCAUUUACAUUUGGUGUCCAGUCGUCCUCCUCUGAAUCUUCUCAUACGUUAGGUAGCACAGGAAAUUUUAAAUUCGGAGAGCAAGGGAGCUUCAAGUUCGGCAUUGCAUCUGAAUCUGCAUCCUCCAACACUGUGACUGGGGGUUUUAAGUUUCCUACUAGUUCAGGGGACUUCAAAUUUGGAGUUUCUUCCUCAGACUCUAAAUCAGAAGACAGUAAAAAAGAAAGUAAAAGUAACAGUUUUACCUUUGGACUGCCAUCUACAAGCAGUCAGGCACCUUCCACAUUUCAGUUUGGGACAGCGAGCCUGGGACAGCAGGAAAAGAAAGAGGAACCAGUUUUGGGAGGCUUUGGUUUUGGCACGAGUUCAACUUCUUCCGUAGCUACCAAUGAGAAUAAAACUGGAGUCAGUGGUUUCACUUUUGGAACUGUGGCAGAAAAGGAGGUAGCAUCACCUGCUCUAGCAUUUAAGAAGUCAGAUGAGAAAAAGGAUGAAAGUCUUUCAACAAAGGGGGGCUUCUCUUUUGGCAGUGUGGAGAGUGCCUCUGCCUCACAGUUUGUUUUGGGAAGGACAGAAGAGAAACAGGACUCUGUCACUUCUGCUGCUCCAUUAGCAUUUGGAAAGAAAGCUGACAAUGAAGAGUUAAAGGCACAACCUAUCUUUUCAGCUGGGACGGCUGAGCAUACCAAAGAGGAGAGCACAGCAAAACCUAUAUUCAAUUUUAGUUUCGUCAAACCAUCGGAGAAGGAAACUGAGCAGGCAAAGCCGUCUUUUGCAUUUGGGGCACAAACCAGUACUUCAGAUCAAGGAGCCGCAAAGCCAUCCUUCAGCUUCCUGAGCUCAAGUUCCUCCAGCACAGUUGUACCCACCACUUCAGCCAACAGCAGCAGUGUGUUUGGCAGCGCCAUCUCUUCCUCAAAUCCUCAGCCCGUUCCCGCUCCCUUCGUGUUUGGACAACCCAGCAACACUGUGAGCAGCUCUGUUUUUGGCAAUUCUACAGAAUCUGCAGCAUCUCAGUCAUUUGGCUUCUCUCAAGAAAACAAACCAGCAACCACAUCUUCCAGCACGGCUCUUGCUUCAUUUCUCUUUGGUUCGGGAGCCAGCAGUACCAAUGCAGCAAAUUCAGGUUUUACCUUUGGAGCCACAACCACAUCAAGUUCAACAGGGUCAUCCUCUUCGUUUCUGUUUGGCUCUGGGCCUCCGGCGCCUGCUGCUGGCCCAGCAUUUGGCGCCAGUCAGCCACCAGCAUUUGGCCAGAGCCAAGGGUCCAGCCAGCCAAGCGCCCCAAGUUUUGGAUCGCUGUCGACAACGCUGUUUUCAGCUGGCGCUCAGCCUGCUCCUCCUGCCUUCGGCUCGGUGACGAGCAGCACUCAGCCCUCCGUGUUCGGACAGCAAGCGACCCAACAGCCGGGCUUUGGCUCUGCUGCUCCCAGUGCUGGUUCUGUAUUCCAGUUCGGAAGUAAUACUUCUAAUUUCAACUUCCCAAAUAACCCCCGAGUAUUUACUUUUGGUGCAAAUCCUCCUGCACCAGCAGCACCGGCACAGCCUUCUGGCUCCUCUGGAUUUUCGUUCAGCCAGCCUCCAGCAUUUACAGUGGGGACUAAUGGGAAAAAUGUUUUCUCUGCCUCUGGAUCUUCAGUUUCUGGUCGGAAGAUAAAGACUGCAGUUAGACGUAGAAAAUAAUCGCCCGAUUGGUAAAGCAACUUCCGAAGCAGCUACUACCCUGCAUUGUUCAGUUGUUGGGAUCGUACCUCAUGCUGGGUUAGCUGAAGUCAGAUCUGCCUACAGGAAUAUAAAACUCUGCUGCCCUUUCCUCCCCCUCCCUCUCCCCGGUUAGAUUUUUUUCGGUAACGAAUAGAGUUGGCAACAGGGCCGUUCUCAAGCAAAACUAUUUUAGGCUCCAGCAAGUUACUUCUUUCACUGACUCGGCAUGGUCUGGCUAUAGCCGUGAGUAGAGCCUGCACAGUGAAUGGCUUGUACAAUACCUCUUCAUCUGCACCACUAUGUGCGCUCAUCUGCGUUUACUGACGCCUCGAAAUUGUAAUUAUAUCAGCGAGGGAUGCUGUAUAGAGUAGAGAAUGUUGAUAACGAAUGAUUUCUAUGCUGAGUUUGUGCUGGUGUAUGUGUGAAGUGAGUGAGUUUGGGUGUAUUGUGCACUAAAAUUUUCUGAUAGAGGAAGACUGAUUAAAGGAUGAUCCAUGCUAAGGACUUGUUAGAUCUGUAGUUCUUCAUUUAAUAAUUAUAUGCUAUUUCUAUAUUUUCAUUCUUACAGCCCUUUAUCACCUGUCUCGCCUUUGUUAUUUUAUUAUGAAACAUGUGUAAAUACAAUUUUGUUUCUCUAUGUACUUUUUUGGCAUAACAAAUCUGUGAAAUUGAAAUUUUAAUUUUGUGUGUUACGGCCAUUUUUGUUUAGUAUUGUCUCAGAUUUUAUGUAAAUCCCAUUAUUCAAAGUUGCCUAAAUCCAUUUAGAAAAUCUUUAAAAUUGGGAAUUCUUAAAGUAAGUUUAUUGGCUUUUCUGAUCCAUUUUUGUUUGGACCAAAAACCAGUAUUGUACAAAGUAUUAAGUAUAUAUUUUUAUAUUUACUGAAAUGGACUGUGGUGACUUUGGAUAAUAAGGAAAAGUUUAAUAUUAAAGCCAUGUUUAUUACAGUAUAAUUAACAUGUUAAACCAUGGGAUAAAUGCCAUCAAUAAAAACUAUG
Molecule: messenger RNA, 5370 nt
Organism: Charadrius vociferus (killdeer)
Lineage: Eukaryota; Metazoa; Chordata; Aves; Charadriiformes; Charadriidae
Gene: NUP153
Product: nucleoporin 153kDa
Exons: 23
Coding region: 1-4353 (1450 amino acids)
Biological process (GO): RNA export from nucleus; protein import into nucleus
Cellular component (GO): nuclear pore
Molecular function (GO): structural constituent of nuclear pore
Source: RefSeq, a predicted model, not a curated record